This is a messenger RNA of Penaeus vannamei (Pacific white shrimp), 3576 nucleotides long. RefSeq lists its product as uncharacterized. Lineage: Eukaryota; Metazoa; Arthropoda; Malacostraca; Decapoda; Penaeidae. Gene Ontology annotation, cellular component: cytoplasm. The record is from RefSeq and is a predicted model, not a curated record.
CUGAGCUCUAACACCGGAGCGUAAGCGCUCAAACACUCAGUGUCAAUUCGUCACUCGAAGGAAAAGGUGCGUCGCGAUACUCCUCUCAGAUGGCUGCAUUGUGGUUGCUAUUGGUCUUGCAACUGAUAUGGACAGUGGACAGUGGGAAGCUGGUGUUUCCUGAAGGCACUGAUGUGGGCUACAUUGUACCAGAUAAACGGGCUCGAACAACUGAGGAAGAGGACUGGUUGAAUGCCCUUCAGAAAGAGGGCUUUGGUGGGUCCAUACUUCAGAGAGGGGAACGUGAGGCUCUCAAUGAGGUUGAGGAAGCCCUCUGGCGUACCAUUGAAAACAGUGCCAGGUUGGCUCGUCAGCAGGAUUUCAGAGCUGAUGACAGGGAACCACAGCCUGAUCCAAUAGAGAACUGGCAUGGCAAAUGGUUUCCUCAUGCCCCUAAAGAACUCAACAGGGAUAGCAGCAGUGGCAAUCCAGAUACGCUUCCUGAAGAACUAAAGGAUGACAAGCAUGGUGUGGCCAUGGGUAUUCCUCAUGUUGAGUGUGAUAAUGCCAAGAUUAAUCUUACCAUGGACUGGGACUUUUCACCAGUCAACUACACCUGCUUUGACCCCAAAAAGCAUAGAAUUCCAGUGUUGGCUGACUUGAAAUCAAAAGAGACAUGUGUUGACAUCCCAAAGGGCUACUCUCCACAGCAUUUGUGCAUGAACACGCCCAUUGAAUACAACACAACUCUGCCAACUUUUGGGUCUCAUCGCCCUAUCUGGCCUGUCUACGGAGAAUACAAGUUUGUUCCUAUUCAGCGAUGGCUUCACACUAUUGAGCAUGGAGGGAUUGUGAUGUUAUAUGACCCAUGUGCAGAGCCAGUGCUUGUGAAUCGUCUUCGCAAAUUAGUAACUGGUUGCUUUCGGAAGCAUGUCAUCACUCCAUACACCUUGCUAAGUAGGGAGAGGCCCCUGGCACUUGUUGCAUGGGGAUGCAGCCUUGAGAUGGCAGUGGUGAAUGAUGAGGAGGUCAAGACAUUCAUCAAGGAACAUGCACUUCAUGGGCCUGAAGGACACUAUGCCAAAGAUGGAGGAUACAAGGAAGGACUCCUCAGGAAGGCGGAGUAUCCUCCAGGUGCACAGGAAAAGGACUCUAACAUUUGCCCCUAGGAAUCAAGAAUCUGUCAUUCCAGUUUUUGAAGUUCUGAUGAUAAAGGAGUUUGUAAGUUUUAAGGUUUACAGCAUAAUUAAAAUUUGUCCUUGCUAUCUGAGAACUGAGUAUUGAUAUUUACAGUAUUCAGUAUAGGGAAGAUAUGAUCAUAUGUUAUGUAUCACAAAGUUAGAGAUUGCAUAAUAAUUUUUAUGAAUGGAUUUAAUAUUUUUGUGCUUAAUUUUGAUAUUUAGAAGCUUGAAUAUGAAUAGUUGUUUUUCAUAAGUAGAAAGUGAUUAAAAGGUAUGAAAUAUUGCAUGAAGAAGCUCAUCAAAGAAACUAUGUAUUUUCUUUGUGGGCCUAGAUAUACUUUUUUAAAAUUUUGAAAUAAGAGUAAGAGAAUGAUGUUCAGAAUAACUUAAAAUUAUCUGCUGCAUUAUGAUUUGUUAUUUAUUUUUACUACUUGUCAAGUAGAUUUACAGUCAGGAAAGUUCAGAAGUCUAGUUAUGGGUUUUAACCAAACAUUUUUUUAUUUCAAGUAAGUGAAAUAUGCAUGCAGAAGUUUUAGUUAGUAUUUCAUAAAAGUGGAAUUUUGCAUUAGUGUCUGUAUUCAGAUCUUUGAAAAGCAAAUAUGUAUGUCCAUUACACUGGUUCCUUGCAUCCUUGGAUAUGAUGCACUUUUGUUUGCUCAGACAGUUUUUGAAAACAAUUACUCUCUGUGCAUAUAUAUUGAUAUCUUGGUGACCUUGAGUCACUACAGUGGAAAAGUAUAUUUUUGAUUGGCAUUAAGGAAGACAUGGCUUCUUCAUUGAAAAGAAAAAUGUAUUUUGAUUGCCUCAACAUUUUCUAAAAGCUUUGCAUUCCUGGAACUCAAAGCUGCUCACAAAGUAAGUAAGGAAGCAAGAAAAAAGUUGCCAUGAAAAUAAUAAUAUAGUGCAGGUUUUACAUGAUUUAUCUGAUAGGUUAGGUUAGUGGAAGAGUGAAAUCUGAAUAGUUUAGUAGGGAGUUUUUAGCAGUAAAUGCCAGUUGCAUUUGACUGUAAGAAGAAAAUUAGAAAUUAGGAUUUUAGUAAUACCUAUAUAUGAUCUGUCUCUCAUUUAGAUCUGAUUUUUUGAACAGAGUAAUAUAUACAUCUUUAAUUAUUUGAUUAAAAUGUUUAUAUGCAUUUUUUUUUGUUAACAAACAGGUCUGUGAUUCCAGAGAUGAGUUAGAAAAAAGUUAAUAUUUGAUGGGAAUUAUUUCAUUAUAUUUUGUGCAUUUAAUUGCUUUUUAGGGGUUAAAACUGGUGUUGUGACCAAGGAGAAUAUAAUGUGCUUUAAUCAAUUUUAGAUACUUAUUGGUCAUCUUUUAAUGAGAAUAUAAAAUCUCAACAAGGUUUUACCUUAGUUGCCAUUGCAUAUUGUAAAGUAGAUGAUAAGGUAACCUUUUGAUAAUAAGGGUUUUUCUUUCAAAGUGUAAAAGGUUUGGCAUAAUGAUCAAGGACAGAAAUCCAUUAAUAGUAUGUUGGAUGAGGGUGAGGUACAGAGUUGUACAGAGGGAUUGGGUGUGAAAUGGGUAAGGAUUCAUGGUAUGGGGCAUGAGGGUUAAUGUGCUGACUUCCAUAGGGUGGAGACACUGCAUUAGAGGAAGUGAAAGGUAGUUCUUAUUCACAAAUGUUUGUAUAUGGCAAUUGGUUAUUAAUGUUAUACUGUAUGUUCUUAAUGUAAAGUAUUUACUUAUAGUGAAAUUAUAGUGUUGGUGCUUGCAAUAUCUGAAUUAAUAGCAUAUGAUUUGAGUCAAUUUUCCAGGAAACCAAGUUAUGUGCAUCAUUUUUAAAGGGGGGUGAAAAAUCUUCUUGACAAUCUAAGUAUUUUUAUAGUCUCUUACUGAUUAACAGGAUUAGAUAAAGGCAGCAGCUGGUGAAACCUGCUUUUUAACUCCUUUUUUGCAUGGCAUUGAAAGCAAAUCUAGAAUAAGGGACAUGUGUAUAAUGCUUAAGUGGUAGCUUCAUAGAUGAAUUUUGAAAGAGAAAAACAUUCAUAAACAUUUUGUGAUAAACAGUAGACUUAAAGCUUUUGUAAGGUAGUUUGAUUACUGUAUAUUGGUAGUGGGUCUGCUGAAUAAUAAAUGAAUAUCAAUAUUUGAAAAUCACUUACCAAAGAGGAUGAAGGCCUGUAGUGGAUAGUGUGUUGUAUUUUUGACUCACUACCAUUAAUCAGUUAUAUUGACUAUUAAGGUUAUUAGUUUCCUGAGGAGAGGAAAAUGUGGAAUCUAGUAUGGAUGGUCUGGAAUGAAGAACUUUAAAAUUAUACUUAGCAAGCUUUUCAGUAAUUUGAGUAUGGUGUGUGUGGUGCAUACAGUGUGUGCAUGCAUGUGCAAGCAUGUGUGCAUUUUUGCACAUAUGGUUUUGUGUGUGUGUGGGGGUGUGUGGGUGUGGAUGUGGGUGUGGAUGUGGAUGUGGGUGUGGGU